Zingiber officinale is the source of this 2660-nucleotide messenger RNA. RefSeq names its product probable UDP-N-acetylglucosamine--peptide N-acetylglucosaminyltransferase SEC. The record is from RefSeq and is a predicted model, not a curated record. Gene Ontology annotation, molecular function: protein N-acetylglucosaminyltransferase activity; protein binding. The transcript is spliced from 8 exons. NCBI's taxonomy places the organism in Eukaryota, Viridiplantae, Streptophyta, Magnoliopsida, Zingiberales, Zingiberaceae. The coding region runs from base 2178 to 2660 and encodes 160 amino acids. Gene Ontology annotation, biological process: protein O-linked glycosylation.
ACCCUAUAUGCUGCCGUCCACGGGAGGCAGAGAGAGAGAGCCGUCUUCGGGCAACUCACCUUCUCUGCCUCUACCUUCUCCUCCCCUCCCAUCGCCGACCCAAUCUCGACCUCCUUCAUUCUCCCAAUUCGAAGCAGACAGAAACAGAGAUCGGAGAUCUGUGCUUUCGAUUCACCGCUCGAUCCGCCAAGAUGCAGAUAGGUUCCGAGACAUAUGCACUUCUAGCCAGGAUCUUCUGUGGAGCUGAGUCAAAUUAGGGUUUCCGUUCCCACUCUAUGAAAGUUGUGCCUUCGGUCAUCAUUCUCCUUGACAACGUCAGCAAGCAAGCGAUAGAAACGAAGCGAGCGUGGCGAUGGAACAGACAGACCUUCAUCAUGAUCAAGCCCGACAGCGUCCAACGCGGCCUGUUGAAAGGUUGGAGAAAUCAUUAGUAGGUUUGAGAAAAAGGGUUUCUACUUGAAAGGGUUGAAGUUGGUCGACGUGGAACGCUCCUUUGCGGAGAAACACUACGUCGACCUCUCCACGAAGCCUUUCUUUCGUUCCCUUGUGGAGUACAUCAUCUCUGGUCCGGUGGUAGCGAUGGUAUGGACGCGAAAGAAUGUGGUGGUCAGACUAUGCAAUUGAGAUUGGCAGGGUCCAUGAUGCUUCCUUCCAACAUGGUGACAACCAUGCUAAUUGAAGGUCUAUUUUCUGGCUUUAUCUGUAUGCACCAUAAACCCACUAUCAUCAUCUUUUUUGUAAUUUAUUUAGUCUUAGGAUCAGCAUCAGUCUCAGGACUAACAAGACUGGUAUCAGGAGUGACCAAAUCAUAGUACUUAUCAAAACUAUCAUAAACCCAGUCUGGAAAAUAAAUUUCACUACUGUGGUCUGCCAUUGCUUUGAAGUUCUUUCUCCCUCCAACGAUUUCUAAUAUCAUCAUUCCGUAGCUAUAAACAUCUGACUUACUGGAUGCAGUCAUAUGGCGUUCUGCUUUCUAUAUACUGCAAAAAUUGAUCAGAUGUAUCAUCCCUAAUUAUUCACCCAAUUUUAAAGCCAACCCAGUGUAAAAAAGUAAAGUUAGUCAUAACAAAAUUGUAGUGACCAAAUUGCCCACAUACUUAUUAGUCUAGCUUAUGAGGAACUUGAAUGGCCUCAAGAAGGUGAUCCAACUGAUAGUAGUUGAACCAAAUGAAGAUAGUGUGAAUAAAUUAUUUUAUAUAUUUCAAGAAAAAUCAUAAUAAUCUACUAUACACCAUGCAUCACUAUAUUUAGUUUCUUUCAAAUCAGUUGCCUUAUAACAUAUUAUUUCAAAUGUGCAGAUCAAAGAAGCUGAGCAAACAAGUAAAAAUUUUGAUAUCUUUCAAUAUUUCAGUGUGUAAAUAAAUAAAUAUCUAUCAAUAAAAUAUCUUAGUUUAUCUGCUUCAUUAUAGGCUUUAUGUUGGUGAGUAGCUACAAGUGGGGUCAUGUGCAUGCAUUUUAUAAUGCCCUUGUCACAUGGACCAACAACGGUUAUAUGAUAUCGAUGGAAUUAUUCUGGUAGAAAGUGGAUCUCAUUCCAUGUAUUAGGGUCAGAAGCCAUUUGGAUUCUGAUAACCCAUAAUCCAACUCAUGUGUAAUUGUUAGUCUAUCUUUAAGAACUAGUGAGGCCUUGUUAAUUGGCAGGAUGUAGCAUCAAAUUUAUCUCAACAGUUAGUAUACUUUGUAACCUUGACCGUUUAACUGAAAAUUUUUGCCAUUCCUUUCACACAUCAAAUAAUAUUAGAUGCACAAUCUUUGUUAGUAUCAAAGAAAGGUUUGUGAAUUUAGCCAGAAAAUGUUAUAGUGAUCUCAGAUGGCACGUCUUCUUUAGUACUAGGGUUGUGCCUAUAGUUGAUCAGCGUCUUCUGUUUUUGCAACAUACUACGCCCUUUGUAUAUUGUUGCUCCCUGCUUUAUUGAAUUCUUUAUCAAACCUUCACUUUCCUUGAUGGUUGCUUGCCUCCUAAUUGAAGGGGAAGCACUGACAAAACUGUUAUUUAAGCUAUUGUUUGUAGAACGGCCAGAGCUUGUGGAUAUUAUAGGGUGACUUUUUAAUUUGGAUAUUUUCUCUUAAGUUUUUUUUCCUUGUUGAAUAACUUCAUUUUAAUAAUUUUUCCCAAGUCAUGCUUUGCUUUACAACCUAACCAUCCACAAGCAUUGUCAAGCCUUGGCAACAUAUACAUGGAUUGCAACAUGAUGAGUGUUGCUGCAUCAUUCUAUAAGGCAACUUUAGCAGUUACAGCAGGGAUAUCUGCGCCCUUCAACAACUUGGCUAUUAUAUACAAGCAACAGAUACUAGGCAGCACCUACAUAGCUACAUUGCUAGUUCAACCUUUGCUUCCUGCGUGGAUAUUCAAUCAUGAGAAUUGCUGCUUUUUGCUAGUUCAGACUGAUGCUGAUGGUCUUGUCAAUAGAGGGAACACAUUUAAGGAGAUUGGUAGAGUUACUGAAGCAAUUCAGGAUUAUAUACGUGCUGUGAAUAUCAGACCAACUAUGCCUGAAGCCCAUGCAAAUUUGGCUUCAGCUUACAAAGAUAGUUUACAAAUCUCAAGUAUUCCAGAGUUGAAAUUGAUGAAGUGCGGUUCGAGUGGCAGCAACCCCAUCCUGCUUACCUUGAAUUCCAGCAGUAAACAACCCUUCACCGACAGCAAUCAGCAGCUGUGA